Hevea brasiliensis (rubber tree) is the source of this 1278-nucleotide messenger RNA. Its product is annotated as 20 kDa chaperonin, chloroplastic. Gene Ontology annotation, cellular component: chloroplast; mitochondrial matrix. Gene Ontology annotation, molecular function: protein-folding chaperone binding; ATP binding; protein folding chaperone. The transcript has 6 exons. Lineage: Eukaryota; Viridiplantae; Streptophyta; Magnoliopsida; Malpighiales; Euphorbiaceae. Gene Ontology annotation, biological process: positive regulation of superoxide dismutase activity. Bases 198 to 965 code for a protein of 255 amino acids. The record is from RefSeq and is a predicted model, not a curated record.
GGGAGUCUUGACACACCAACAAAAUUCUAGAGGUCUCUCUUGUCAACUGAUAAAACCCAUUCUCAAACUGAAAUUCAUUGCUCCUAGGGUUUUAUUCUAUCUUCUACCCUCCUUCUCCAACAACUCCAUUUCCGACCAAAUAUCAUAGCAUCACUCAACUCUUAAUCCCUCCAAAUCCCAAAGUCAAAGGUCCAGAAAUGGCUACAGCUCAGCUCACAGCAUCCUCAGUUUCGGUUUCAGUCAGGAACUUGUCUUUUGAAGGGUUAAGACCUUCCACAGUCAAGUUUGCAUAUUUCGGUACUUUGAAGGCAGAUGGUGUAUCCCAACGGUUUCUACGGGCCUUGGUCGUGAAAGCUGCUACUGUGGUUGCCCCUAAGUACACUUCGAUUAAGCCCUUGGGUGAUAGGGUGCUUGUGAAGAUUAAGGUUGCAGAGGAGAAGACAGAUGGUGGAAUCUUACUUCCAACCUCUGUUCAAAGUAAGCCUCAAGGAGGUGAGGUGGUUGCUGUUGGAGAGGGAAGAACGGUUGGGAAGAACAAAUUGGACAUUUCCAUCAAGACUGGCACCCAGGUUGUUUAUUCCAAGUAUGCUGGAACUGAGGUGGAGUUCAAUGGUUCAGGUCAUCUUAUAUUGAAGGAGGAUGAUAUUGUUGGUAUACUGGAGACAGAUGAUAUCAAGGAUCUCAAGCCUUUGAAUGAUAGAGUAUUUAUAAAGGUAGCUGAAGCUGAGGAGAAGACUGCAGGAGGCUUGCUGCUGACAGAGGCAGCCAAAGAGAAACCUUCCAUUGGCACAGUAAUAGCAGUUGGACCCGGACCUCUUGAUGAGGAAGGCAAGCGGAAACCUGUAUCCGCCUCCCCAGGGAACACUGUUUUGUACUCAAAGUAUGCAGGGAAUGACUUUAAGGGCAGUGAUGGUACCAACUACAUUGCACUAAGGGCUUCCGAUGUGAUAGCAGUGCUCUCUUAAUUGUCUUGUGUGUUUUACAUGAAUCACUGAAUUUUGUGGAGCCGCCUCAAGGAUGUGGAAAUGUAGUAUUUGAACAUAGAUUGAUUGCUGCUUCACUGUUCCAAGUUGAUUUAUAGCGCAAGUUUCUUUUAUGGAAUUUCUGGCACUUGUUUAAGUUUAUUCAUUUUGGAGUGAAGCUGUGUUUGGAAAUAUUUCAGGUGCACUGGAACUAUCGGUAAUAACUUGAACAAGUCCAACCUCGGCCUUGGUACUGUUAGGAUUGUUUCCUCUUUUUAUGGGCAAAGCAUAAUGAAAAGAGAGAAUGGGAAUUUAA